AUGGCGACCCAGCAUCGGACACAGCCGCGGAAACCGCUCGGCCAGCCAGCGCCUCAGGUCCAGCCGUGUCGAUACAAGGUCGGCAAGACGCUCGGCGCGGGGAGCUACUCAGUCGUCAAGGAAUGCGUCCACAUCGAUACGGGGCGGUACUAUGCCGCCAAGGUGAUCAACAAGCGCCUCAUGGCCGGACGAGAGCACAUGGUCCGCAAUGAGAUUGCCGUGCUCAAAAAGGUGUCCAUGGGCCACCAGAACAUCCUCACCCUCGUCGACUACUUUGAGACCAUGAACAACCUCUACCUGGUCACCGACCUGGCCCUCGGCGGCGAGCUCUUUGACCGCAUCUGCCGCAAGGGGUCGUACUACGAGUCGGACGCGGCCGACCUCAUCCGCGCCACCCUCUCGGCCGUCGCCUACCUGCACGACCACGGCAUCGUCCACCGCGACCUCAAGCCCGAGAACCUCCUGUUCCGCACGCCCGAGGACAAUGCGGAGCUCCUCAUCGCCGACUUUGGCCUCUCGCGCAUCAUGGACGAGGAGCAGUUCCACGUGCUGACCACCACCUGCGGCACCCCGGGCUACAUGGCCCCCGAGAUCUUCAAGAAGACGGGCCACGGCAAGCCCGUCGACCUCUGGGCCCUCGGCGUCAUCACCUACUUCCUCAUCUGCGGUUACACCCCCUUUGACCGCGAUUCGGACUUUGAGGAAAUGCAGGCCAUCCUCAACGCCGACUACUCCUUCACCCCCGUCGAGUACUGGCGCGGCGUCUCCAGCCAUGCCAAGGACUUUAUCACCCGCUGCCUCACCGUCGACCCGUCCGGCCGCAUCACCGCCCACGAGGCCCUCCAGCAUCCCUUUGUCGCCGCCCGCCUGCCCUCCGACGGCGCCGGCGAGAAUCUGCUGCCCGCCAUCAAGAAGAACUUCAACGCCCGCAGGACCCUCCACACCGCCAUCGACACCGUUCGCGCCAUCAACAAGCUUCGCGAGGCGCAGAACGUGCUCAUGGACGGCGCCAAAUCCCACGAGCCGCAGCGCGGCAAGGCCACGCCCCCCGUGGCUGGGGCCGCGACGACGGCAGCGGCACCAAGGAAGGACGACAGCGCCAUCUCCAUGGGAAUGGAUAGUGGCUACGGCACGGGGAGCGCUGGCGACGGCGAUGUUACCAUGGGAGGCACAACGGUGCCAGCUGUGCUGCAUCCCGGUAACGCGGCCAACAAGGCUGUCGAGGCGGGCAAGGGCCUGUGGAGCGCCGCGACGCGGAGGUGA
This is a messenger RNA of Emericellopsis cladophorae, 1263 nucleotides long. Its product is annotated as Calcium/calmodulin-dependent protein kinase type I. Lineage: Eukaryota; Fungi; Ascomycota; Sordariomycetes; Hypocreales; Bionectriaceae. Gene Ontology annotation, molecular function: ATP binding; calmodulin binding; calcium/calmodulin-dependent protein kinase activity. Bases 1 to 1263 code for a protein of 420 amino acids. The transcript has 2 exons. Gene Ontology annotation, biological process: cellular response to oxidative stress; protein phosphorylation. The record is from RefSeq and is a predicted model, not a curated record.